Messenger RNA from Neurospora hispaniola, 4008 nucleotides. RefSeq lists its product as uncharacterized. Gene Ontology annotation, biological process: RNA 3'-end processing. Gene Ontology annotation, molecular function: RNA uridylyltransferase activity. The coding region runs from base 228 to 3809 and encodes 1193 amino acids. The transcript has a single exon. The record is from RefSeq and is a predicted model, not a curated record. NCBI's taxonomy places the organism in Eukaryota, Fungi, Ascomycota, Sordariomycetes, Sordariales, Sordariaceae.
UACCUAGAUAUACGACAGUUUGGCUGACCACUCUCUUCACAAAGUGGUCUGGGACAUCCAACAUCACUGCGGGCUUCUCUCAGCCACCACCACCCUCACUUGAUCACACCAUCAACAACACCUGACUGCUCUUCUCUGUAUGCAUACAGCCUACUCGCCUGGCCAUACUUGAACAAAAAAGUCGGAGGCUUAGAGGUCGUCUCGAUUCUCAGGUCAUCACCGCUGCAAUGGAGCAAGGACAGGGAGUCCGAGGACCGGGUCUUGAGGAUCGCUUGAGGACUAUGAUCCUCACCAACUCCAACGACCCAGAGCCCCAAGUGGAAAACGCCCCCAACGGUUCAUCCCCUCCACAACCCCGGAAGCGUCUCAACCAGGCCCAGCGUCGUCAAAUGUCCGCUCAGCUGAAUAUCGCCAUUGACCCUCGUGCUCAACCACCUGAUCCUGUCCGACCACAACAGGCCUUGAGAGGGUUUGCGCCUCAACCAGGACCUCCGGCUGGACAUGAACCUGCGCAGCGACUUGGGCACCAAGUUGGACAUCAGCCUGGGCGUCAACCGGCACCGUAUGGUAAUGGAGGCCGUUAUAGAAAUCAAAGACCUCAGUCAGGACCACAACCAACAGCUUAUCACCACCAGCAGACCGGCCCUAGAGCCCACCAGCCAAACCCGCCUCAUACGGGCAACCAGGUUCCGGUACAACUUCAGGGACAUGCCCAACCCAGACACCACGCUUCCCGCUCUUACCACGGCCCAGGCCCCCAGCAUUUGGACCGUAAAACCUGGCGACAGCCUCUCAGUUCCGGUCCUAAUCCCGGCUCGGCCCACCACACUCCCCAAGGAUCCUUCGAUGGUCCAGUACCUAGAAAUCCCAGAGGGGGUGCGCUUUGGAACCCCGGCAGGCAACCCCAGGUCCGGCCGGAACAGCUCAAGGCACAAACCGACAUGCUUGAAGGUCUAUGCGCAACCAUCAUCGCGAAUGCCCAGAUCGAAUACGACGACAUCGUUGAGAACGAGACUUUUCGCCAAAAGAUCGAGGCACUUGCCCAGGCCGUCAUCACCCAGUACGAACAAUCUCAGAACGGCUUCCACGACUUUCCUCCCCAAAGCGUCCAGCUCCGGUGCUUCGGCAGUCUUGCUUCUGGGUUUGCUACCAAGGCUGCUGAUAUGGAUUUGGGUCUCUUGUCGCCUCUCUCACGCCUGCAGCCAGAUGCGCCAGGCUCUCCAAUCCCCCGGCUGAUUGAAAAGGCGUUUCUCGAAGUUGGACUUGCCGCUCGCCUGCUUUCAAAGACCAGAGUGCCCAUCAUCAAAGUCUGCGAAAAGCCGCCAAAGAGCUUGUACGAUGAUUUGGUGGAGGAGCACCUGAAGAGGGAGAGGGAGAUGUCAGAUAAGGGAGAAGACGAAGAGAACGACGAUCCAGAGCAUGAUUUGGCCGAAGAUGACGAACACGAGGCUGAUGAGUCGGCAGGCCGUCAUGCAUCUGCAGGGGAUAAGAAGCAGCAGAAGGAGCGGAAAGAGCACAAAGAUGACACGCAAGAUCAGCCGAAGAAAGAACGCCAUGACGAAGAAGGCAACCCAGACGACAAUGGUACAGAAAAGAAAGAGUUUAAACUCUACCAAGCCUUGAAUCAAACCCUAAACUCCUAUUACGGCACAACGAAAGGUUACUUGAGAAGUCUUGGCGGACGCGAUUUAACCAACUCAACAAUCAACAACUUUUCCCCAGCCGACUUCCAAAAGCUGAACCAAGUUUGCUUAGCAUUCGUAGAGGGGCUCGAGGAUCGCCAGCUGCGCGAUCGUUUGUUCAGUUACAAGUCUCUGGAUCGCUAUGAUCUUGAGUAUCGACCCGACCAGCCUCGCACUCUCCAGGGCGUGUACACGCAAGUCGAGGGCGAGCAGAUGGUGAUGAUGUGGGAGUCUCGUCAAAUCACCGAAAAGGACGCGGACAAGGAAGCGCGAGGCCAGAUGUGCGUAAACAGGUGGAAGACCCUGCAAGACCAUCCCAACUGCAGCGCCGAUCCUCUGGGGUAUGACAGGGACCUCAAGCGGGCGGCUGAUCAACUGCGAGUGCUCCCUUCCAUCCAGCUCAUGCUAUUGUCGCAGGGGCAGUACGAGUCAACUGCGCAGUAUUGCGCCAGGGCGAAGGAGUUGGUGGAAGACUUGGUUGGAAAUGACACGGCUGAUGAAAGGAGAGAGGCCAUUACCCUCAUCUCGCGCCGCUACAUCGACGGCAUCAAAGACGAGGCCAUACGGGAGGCAGUCAAGGAAUUCGCGGAAAGUGUUGGAUAUUCCAAUUUCCACGCGAUUGGAAAGAGACACAUGAGCUACCACCUCGCUCAUGACCUGGAGCAUUGUCUCGGGAGAAAUCUCUAUCCUAAGGAUACGGAAGACAAAAUCAGCUCGUACAUCGCUUUCCUCCGGGGACCUAUAGUGAAGUCCCCGGUCGAGCCCUUCGAGUGCGGCUUCGAGACCGCUCUGUCCCCAGACCUCAUCGAAACCAUUUCCCAGAUCCGCUCAAUCGGCGACCCAUCAACCAUGGGCCCUAACCAACCCCGCGAUCCCUACCGCGACCGCUUCGAGUUUCCCAAGUCCGGUGUAGGCAUCCAGUGCGACAUCAACUUCUCCGCCCACCUUGCCAUGCACAAUACUCACCUUCUUCGCUGCUACUCGUCCUGCGACCCGCGCGUCCGGCCCAUGGUUCUCUUCGUCAAGCACUGGGCCAAGGUUCGCGGCAUCAACUCCCCUUACCGCGGCACCCUCAGCAGCUACGGCUAUGUUAUGAUGGUGCUACAUUACCUAAUCAAUGUCGUCAAGCCCUUCGUCUGCCCAAACCUGCAACAACUCGCCCCACCUCUCCCGCCUGACCUCACGCCAGAGCAGCUCAACGACGUAGCCUUUUGCAAAGGUAAGAACGUGCAUUUCUGGCGCGAUGACCAGGAGAUCCAGCGUCUGGCGGCCAUGGGCAUGAUCAACCAGAACCGGGACUCCAUCGGCCAUCUCCUCCGUGGGUUCUUCGAGUACUAUGCCCAAAAUGGCUCAUUGUCUACGUUGCCCGGCAGAGGCUUCGAUUGGGGCAGGGAUGUGAUCAGCCUUCGCACGCAGGGCGGAAUUCUCAGUAAGCAAGAAAAGGGGUGGACAGGCGCUAAGACGGUGUUGGAGUCGACGCCGGGUGUGCCGUCCACCGUUGCCCCGUCGGCGCAGCAGCCACAACAACCACAGCAACAAACAGCUGCUCCUCUUGCCGGUCCUUCUCCUGGUAUGGCACCUCCGCCUGGUCUCGCCCCUCCGCCAGGCUUCCCGGCACAUUCCCCUGUCCCUGCCCCUGCCCCUCCCGCUCCUACGACCGAAGAACCCACCCCGACAGGCCCUUUUACCGAGCAACAUCAACAGCCGAAACCGGAUGUGGAACUCAAAGAAGUCCGCUACCGCUACCUCUUUGCCAUCGAGGACCCCUUCGAGCUCGACCACAAUGUCGCCCGCACUGUCACGCACAGCGGCAUCGUCGCUAUUCGGGACGAGUUCAGGAGGGCUUGGAGAAUCAUUAGGAAUGCUGGGAGGCUGCAGGGACAAGGACAGGGAUUCCAGGGACAUCAAGGACAUCAGAUUGGAAGUGGAGAGAUGCCAGUGCCUGAAGAGGAAAACUUACUGGAGGAUGUGCUGGAGGCUGGAAAGAAGAAGCAGAGGGAGGAGUUUGAUGAGUUGUUGGAUGGGCUACAUGGAAGGGUUUGGAGAGGAGAGGCUGUUGGGGAAGCUCGGAAGGAGGAGGGUGGUGGUGGUGGUGGUGGUGGUGGUGGUGGUGGUGGUGAUGCUUGAUGGUGUAUUUACAACGAUUGAUGGAGGGUGUGUUAUGAAUGUUUGAUGUUGUCCAUAUUUAGUGGUUCAUGUGGAUAAUUAAAAACUUGUUUGUUCUUGCUUGAUUGUUUGAAGUACAUGAUAGAUGAAAAGCGGUACAUGCUCAACAAAAACUCUGAGGUAUGAUAGAAAUGGAGUUCGGACACAAAAAAUGAGAGAG